AUGGCCGCCCGCUGGUGGGCGUUGCUGCUGGCGACGGGGCUGCUGGGGAGCGGGGCCCGGGGGGCACUGGAGGAGGCGCCGGCCGGCUGCCGGAGGGGCACCAACCCCCUCUACUACGCCCUCUGCGGGCUGAAGGAGGCGUGGGGCAUCGUGCUGGAGGCACUGGCCGCCCUGGGCCUGGGCGCCGGCGGCCUCUUGCUGCUGGGCCUGCUGGUGGCUGGGUGCCGCCGGCGGGUGCCGCGGGCCCGCCUGGCGCUGCGGGCGGCCCUGGGGGCCGGCGCCCUGGGCCUGUUCGCCCUGCUGUUUGCCUUCGCCGUGCGCCCCCACCCGGCCAACUGCGGGGCCCGGCGCUUCCUCUUCGGCGCCCUCUUCGGCCUGUGCUUCGCCAGCCUGGCCGCGCAGGCCGGGGGCCUGGCCUACCAGGCGCGGAGCGGGCGCCCGUACUCGGGCAAGGCCGCCCUCCUGGCCGCCGGCCUGCUGCUCCUGGCCGAGUGCCUCUUCAAGACGGAGUGGCUGUUGGCAACCACAGUGCGGGGGCGCCCCCUGGAAAAGGAGGGCCCCGGGCAGAACCCCUGCCACGUGGCCAAGAAAGACUUUGUGGCCUCCCUGGUCUACGUCAUGGCGCUGCUCGCCUCCGCCCUGCUGCUCUCGGCGGUGGGCCUCUGUUGCCGCCGGCGACGGGCCAAGCGGCAGGCGGCCUACAUUCUGGUCAGCUCAGCCCUCUCCGUCGCCGUCUGGGCGGCCUGGAUUGCGGCCUACCUGGCGGGCGACCGCCGGGGGCGCCGCUGGAGGCCCAGGGCCCCCUGGUACCUGAGGCGCGACGCCUGGGACGACCCGCCCCUGGGCCUGGCCCUGGUGGUCAACGCCUGGGUGCUGGUGCUGGGCGCCCUGGUGCCCUGGCUGGUGGAGGCCCGGAGGCACGGUGAGGGCGAGGAGGAUGAGGAGGACGAGGAGGAUGGGGAGGAGAGAAGCGACGAGGGAUUCCGGCUGAGGGAGAGCAGCGCGGCACCUCGGGCCUACGCGGACAACAAAGCCUUCGACUCCGGCGACG
Molecule: messenger RNA, 1051 nt
Organism: Chiloscyllium plagiosum (whitespotted bambooshark)
Lineage: Eukaryota; Metazoa; Chordata; Chondrichthyes; Orectolobiformes; Hemiscylliidae
Source: RefSeq, a predicted model, not a curated record